Vicia villosa (hairy vetch) is the source of this 1010-nucleotide messenger RNA. RefSeq lists its product as uncharacterized. The transcript has 2 exons. Lineage: Eukaryota; Viridiplantae; Streptophyta; Magnoliopsida; Fabales; Fabaceae. The record is from RefSeq and is a predicted model, not a curated record. Bases 138 to 536 code for a protein of 132 amino acids.
CCCUCUUUUUCUGCCAUUUGUUUCCACUUCCAUCACAUCACAUCACUCUAUCUAAUUUAUAUUUAUUUUAUUAUUACAAGCAUUUAAAACUAAAGAAGUGGAAGAGACACACUAGCUCAACAACCACACACUUCUUAAUGGAAUUAGAACAAGCAAAACAAGAGUUGAAAAUGCUUGAAACCCUUUACCCAAAUCAACAUAACUAUCUCAAACAUGAACUUAGAACCUUCAUCAUUCAACAUUCCUAUUCACACCCUCUUCCACAAUACCACACCUCCCUCGCUUUCUUAGACACAGAAGAAUCUACCAACUUGGAGCAAACAAAGGGUUUAAAACUUGGUUUACCAGACAUAGAAGAAGUAAAGGAGAAGAAGGAUAUUGAAAGUUCUGAGCUUGAACCUCCCAAGAGUGUUGUUAUCAAGCAUAGCAGCAGGCAGAACAAGAGAAAAGAUAGGGUUGAUUUGGUUCUUGAAAGGGCACAAAAUUGUCUUAAAAAAAUUCGACAUUUUAAAACAUCCUUAUUUUCUCAUUCUUGAUUUUACUUUGUUAAUAUCAGUGAAUAGUUUAUUAGAAUGCUAUUUUGGGUGUUUUUUUUUUUUUUUGUUGUGGCAUUAUGUAAGCGACAAAUUAAGAUGUCAAUUUGUUCAUGUGAACGUUGAAAAGGUGCAACAUGAAAAAAGUUAUCUUUUUGGUUAGACAAGGUAUAAUGGAAGAACAAGAAGGGUCAGUUUUAGCCUUUAUUAAACUAAAUGCUGAUCUGUUCCUUUAUUAUAGUUGGGUUAAGUAUACGUUAUUUUCAUCAUUGCUUUAUUUUCUACAUAUUCUACAUGUAUAAUUUUAUAUUCUCUGUCAUCAUUGAGAUUAUUUCUUUGCAUAACCCGGGUGGAUACAUACAGGAAAGUGUUUUAUAGCUUAAUUGGACUUCCAAAUUGGAUUUUAAAGUCAAUUCUAUCUGUUGGGUAACACCUCAAUUACAAGAUGAACAAUGGUGAAUAAUGAAGAAAUAGAGA